Chinchilla lanigera (long-tailed chinchilla) is the source of this 1253-nucleotide messenger RNA. RefSeq names its product N-acetylglucosamine-1-phosphate transferase, gamma subunit (gene Gnptg). NCBI's taxonomy places the organism in Eukaryota, Metazoa, Chordata, Mammalia, Rodentia, Chinchillidae. The coding region runs from base 42 to 962 and encodes 306 amino acids. The record is from RefSeq and is a predicted model, not a curated record. Gene Ontology annotation, cellular component: Golgi apparatus. The transcript is spliced from 11 exons.
ACGUGAACUAGCUGCUACUCACGUGACCGCGCGGCGGCGCGAUGGCGGUGCGGCUUUCGGUGUUCCUGUUACAGCUCGGGCUUGCUGUGAAUGGGCCUGCGCGGACAGGUGCUGCGAAGAUGAAGGUGGUGGAGGAGCCCAAUGCGUUCGGGCUGAACAAUCCGUUCCUGCCCCAGGCCAGUCGCCUGCAGCCUAAAAGAGACCCUUCGCCCUUGACAGGGCCAGCACAUCUCUUCAGACUCUCUGGCAAGUGCUUCAGCCUGGUGGAGUCCACGUACAAGUAUGAGUUCUGCCCAUUCCACAAUGUGACCCAGCACGAGCAGACCUUUCGUUGGAACGCCUACAGCGGGGUCCUUGGCAUCUGGCAUGAAUGGGAGAUCACCAACAACACCUUCAGGGGCAUGUGGAUGAGGGAUGGCGACUCCUGCCGAGCCCGAAGUCGGCAGAGCAAGGUGGAGCUUACCUGUGGGAAGAACAACCGACUGGCCCACGUGUCUGAGCCAAGUACCUGUGUCUAUGCACUAACGUUCGAGACCCCUCUUGUCUGCCAUCCCCACUCUUUAUUAGUAUAUCCAACCCUGCCGGAGGCCCUGCAACAGAGGUGGGACCAGGUGGAGCAGGACCUAGCUGAUGAGCUUAUCACUGCCCAGGGCUAUGAGAAGCUGCUGAGGGAGCUUUUUGAAGACGCUGGCUAUUUAAAGGCCCCAAGAGAAAAUGAACCCACACAGCAGGAAGGAGCAACUAGGGGUCUGGAGACUGAGACUCUGGAGAACUGCAACAAGGCACGUUCAGCGCUGUCAGAGGAGAUAGAGCGGCUCACCAGUCUGCUGAGCCUGCAUGGCAUCCCCCAUGAGAGGCCCACAGACACCUCCCAUGCUGAGCACUUAGCCCAGCAGUCCCCCACAGAUGUGACCUCAGAGCAGCUGCAAGGGGAUCCAGGACUUCGUGACAACACCUUAUGACAGGGAGUGGACACAAGGGAUAAAGAACGUCUGUCCAGACUUGGGCUGAGAACACUACUCCUGCUGGAUCUGCUGAGCCAGGUGGGGACGUGGAGGGAUGCUCUGGCCUAACUUUGUUGUACUCAAAAGACACAGACAAAGAUUCAAAGUUUUAAUUAAUUCCCAUACUGAUAAAAAUAAUUCCAUGAAUUCUGUAAACCAUUGCAUAAAUGCUAUAGUGUAAAAAAAUUUAAACAAGUGUUAACAUGUUUAAACAAUUCACUACAAGUAAAUGAUUAUGCAUUAUAAAUA